Phytophthora nicotianae INRA-310 is the source of this 1113-nucleotide messenger RNA. RefSeq lists its product as hypothetical. The record is from RefSeq and is a predicted model, not a curated record. Bases 64 to 1041 code for a protein of 325 amino acids. The transcript has 2 exons. Gene Ontology annotation, biological process: transmembrane transport. NCBI's taxonomy places the organism in Eukaryota, Oomycota, Peronosporomycetes, Peronosporales, Peronosporaceae.
GCGACGUGUGAAGACAUGGAGAUUGUAAGACGGAUAGUUUAGACCUCCCAGACUCGAUGCGAUAUGGCGAUCUCGUCUACCCGUUGCGAGCUUCGUUCUCAUCACCAUCACUCGCCAAUCGCCCCGUGGCAGCACGCAAUGGACAAGAAGGAUGCGCAGAACCUCGUCUGCGGCGGCAUUGCUGGUUGCGCAUCUCGCACUUCUGUGGCUCCGUUAGAGCGUCUGAAAAUCCUGUUCCAGGUGCAGGACUACAUUAAGAAGGAUGGAGGAGAAGCCGCUGUCCAAAUCAAGUACCGCAGUGUCGGGCAGUCUCUACGUCAGAUCCACGCAGAGGAAGGCUUGCGAGGCUACUUCAAGGGAAAUGGCGCCAACUGUGUACGCGUGUUCCCGUAUGUAGCCAUCCAGUUCGCUGCUUUUGAAAAGCUCAAACCACUCCUCAUCUCCGAAGGUGCUGAGACGCUUAGUCCGCUACAGAAGCUCUUUGGCGGUGCUAUCGCUGGUGUUGUGUCGGUUUGUAUCACGUACCCAUUGGACGCGGCUCGUGCGCGUCUGACAGUGCAGGGAGGACUGGCCAACACCGCUCAUACCGGUAUUUUCAAUGUGCUAUCCACUGUGGUACGAACCGAGGGUUUGCGUGGCGUCUAUCGAGGUGUACUACCCACAAUUUGGGGUAUUGCGCCCUACGUUGGCCUGAAUUUCACUGUGUUUGAGACGCUUCGUACUACAGUGCCACGAAACGAGAACGGAGAGCCUGAUACCAUGUAUCUCCUGGCUUGUGGAGCACUUGCAGGUGCGUGUGGCCAGACAGCGGCCUACCCGAUGGACAUCCUCCGUCGUCGCUUCCAGUUGAGCGCUAUGCGUGGAGGUGCGACCGAGUACACGAGUACACUUGGCGGUCUCCGCACGAUCGUCCGAGAGGAGGGAGUUCGUGGCCUGUACAAAGGUCUGGCCCCGAACUUCAUCAAAGUGGUGCCAUCUAUUGCCAUCAUGUUCACUUCCAACGAAUUGAUGAAGCGUGUCAUCAAAAAAUACGACUUGUGACCAAAAAUGCCGUGAAAUAGAGCAAAAUUGAGCUUAGAUACACAGUGUCUUCAGUCUCAAUUUAUUGACUAG